AUAGUUACACUGUAAACCUCUAUCAUACAAGCGCCAUUUGACGGUUAACUUGGGUGCUGUUCAGUUAGAAAUUUCAUAUCACUUGUCUAUGUUUAAUAACAUUGUGUGGGUGUGUGUAAAACAUAUGCUUGGACAUAACUAUUUCAAGUUAUUUCAGAUUGUAAAAUCUUGUUUGUUGAAAGUGAAUUAACAAAAUGGCGACAUCUGGAAUUUCUAGAAAUUCUGAUGUGGUUAUGUAUUAUUGUUGUACAAUCUGCAAAACAGAGCGGUCUGUAGAAAUAGAUGCAGAUUUUUACUGUGAAAGAUGUCUUAAAUACUUCUGCAGAACAUGUAUAAACUCCCACAGACAGCAUGGUUGGUGGUUUUAUAAAAAAUCUCCUUAUGGAAAGGAUAAAAUAAGGAAGUGGCCACUUUCUAAGAAGAUGGAGACUUCUCUUUUAAUAUGCAUCAUACACAAGCGUGAAAAGUUAACAAUGUUCUGCCUGGACCACAAUCGUCUGUGCUGCUCUGAAUGUGUUGAGCUUUAUCACAGACUAUGCGUACAAGUAACUCCAUUACCUCAGGCUGCCAGACGGAAGUCAACCAACUUUGAGAACCUGUCUGUCAGCACGGAAAAUACUCUUUCACAACUGAAACAAUGUCAGACGUAUCAGGAGGACAGAAUCAAGUCUCUUAAGGUUUCAUACAAAGAACAUGAGAGGCUUAUUGUGGAUGGUUUGCGUGUGAAUAUAGUAUCGUAUUUACACGAAUGUGAAACCAGCACAGUUAAUACAACACAUAAACAUAUGCAAUACCCAAUCAGUGAAAUGCGUGAGGGAAUCAAAUAUUUAUUAGCAGAUUUUGAGAAAAGCACUAUUAAGGAGAAGAAAGAAGAGCUAAACCUGAAACAAACUCCUCUCAAUGUUGUGAGAAACAGCUGCAUUAGACUUCACUAUGAAUUGUUCCAUCUUCAUGUAGCCAUACCGAGAGUACUGGGUAAACCUGAACUCUCUUUUAUUGCCAGUAAAAAAUGUCUGGAAAAUAUGCAACAAUCUGAUAUAUUUAUAAAAGAGAACUUUUCAAACAUGCAGUUUGUAAACAAAAUGGCGACACAGUCUGAUAGAGUUUUCUUCUUCUGUUGUUUAUCAUGCAUGAAAAACAAGAAUAUCGAAGAAUAUGCAGUGUAUUACUGUGAAAAAUGUCAACAGUGUUUUUGUAGACAGUGCUGUGAGCUACAUCAUGACUAUUUGUUUAGUGAACAUGUAAAGUAUAACCGACUAAAUAUGAGGAACUGGCCAGUCUCAAAGUAUUUGGAGGCUUUUAUACUAAUGUGUGAAAUACACACUCAUAAACAACUAGAGACGUUCUGCAAAGAUCACAGUCAGCUGUGCUGCUCAAAAUGUGUUUCCUUAAGUCACAGAAAAUGCAAAAUAGUAACACUUAACUCAGCCAAGAAGCAGGCAGCAGAAGUACAAGAACUGUUUGAGAAGCUCCUGAUCAAUAUGAGAAAACUGAGGAAACUGCAGAGUUGCUGUGAGUCUGGAAUCCAGGAUCUGAAGAGUUCAUACCAGGGGCAAGAACGCAUGGUACACAAAAUGAACGACAAAAUUAAAUCCACUAUGGCCAAAAUUGUGAGGAGAACUUUAAAGAAAAUACCUAAAGUUGAGCAAAACAAAAACCAUGAAUUAAUGCAUUCCACUUUGUUUCAUAUAGAAAAUAUUACUUUAAAUGAAGCAAAAAUUACACUAUCAAGUCUUGAAGAUUCUCUCAAGACUGGCGUUGAAACCUGCAUCCGUCAUCAUCAUGAAUUAAAAGCACUCCAUGAACUCCUUCUAUACAGCAGGGACAACAACAACGAGAACCUCUGUAUUAUAGCUAGUCGAAAAUGCAUUGACAAAAUACAACAAGUUGAAUCAUACCUGGAUGAGAACAGUGUUAAACUUGAAUGUUCGGUAUUACAACAGACUAUACAAGGCACUGAGCAGUACAUUGUCAGAUUGUCAGGUCUGGGGAGGCUGGAAGAGAGUAUGAAAGCUCACACUGACAUUGAACAGUACUUGUCUAAACUGUCAGGUCUUGUGAGAGUUGUAGGUCCUAACUAUGUGUUUACUGUCCGGGAAAGUCUGAGCACACUGUGAGAAUACCAAGUGAUUCAAAAUCAUGCUCUAUCACAGCCAUCUGUGUUUUCCCAGAUGGGCAAGUGCUUCUUGCAGACAGAAAUAAUAAGAAGGUCAAGCUGCUGAACCAGCAGUACCAUGCGGUGAGCCACUUGGAUGUGAGGGCUGAGUCACAGGACAUUUGUCAGAUCACACCCAGAGAGGUUGCAGUGGCUGUGAAUAAGACUAAGAGUCCCAAACAUGAGGUCCAGUUUAUCACAGUCAUCCAGGGCCAACUCGCUCUUGGCAAGAUGUUUCAGUUACAACAUGAAUGUACAGGUAUUGCCCACAACCAGGGUGACCUAUAUAUCAGCUCUGGUACUGCUCUGUACAAGUUCACAUUGAGUGGCCAGCUGGUCUGCAGACUUUAUAAAGAUACAUCAGCUGAUG
This is a messenger RNA of Dreissena polymorpha, 2525 nucleotides long. RefSeq lists its product as uncharacterized. The coding region runs from base 195 to 2117 and encodes 640 amino acids. Lineage: Eukaryota; Metazoa; Mollusca; Bivalvia; Myida; Dreissenidae. The transcript is spliced from 3 exons. Gene Ontology annotation, molecular function: zinc ion binding. The record is from RefSeq and is a predicted model, not a curated record.